AUGAGGAUCAUGCUCCUACUACACUGGCUUGGGGUGUUUCUGUCCUUUUCUGGACACCCCUGGGCUGAGCAUUCCCACUAUCACAAUCCUCCAGAAGUGGUGAUUCCCUUGAAGGUAACACGCACUGGCCGGAGCAUGAAUUUUCCAGGAUGGCUCUGUUAUGGUCUACGUUUUGGGGGUGAGAGACACAUUCUCUACAUGAGGGUCAAGAAGAAUUUGUUCUCCAAACACUUCCCAGUGUUCACCUAUAGCGACCAAGGUGCUCUCCUUGAGGACCGGCCUUAUGUUCAGAAUGACUGCUACUAUCAUGGUUAUGUGGAGGAGGACCCAGAAUCCCUGGUUGCUCUCAGUACUUGUUUUGGUGGCUUUCGAGGAUUAAUACAGAUAAAUGACAUUACUUAUGAAAUUAAGCCCAUGAUCUUUUCUACCAAAUUUGAACAUCUGGUAUAUACAAUGGACAAAGAGGAGACUCAAUUCUCAACCAUGAAAUCUGGCUUUAUGGAAGAGGAAAUGUUACAGCAAUUUGAGUUUCAAGAGAUUGGUGAUUCUACUCUGAAGCAAUCUUCUUAUGAUAACUGGUGGCCCCACUUCUACUUUAUUGAAAUAGUAGCAGUGAUUGACAAUACUCUCUAUCUUCAAAGUAAAAAAAAUGUCUCAAUGGUGCAGGAAGAUCUAUAUGUUAUUGUAAAUAUAGCAGAUUCCAUUUAUGAGUCAGUAGGUUAUAAAGUUUUAUUGUUUGGCAUGGAGGUGUGGACUCAGGAAAACUACAUUGAAGUAGAUGAUGUAAAGAGAUCUCUGAGACUUUUUUGCCUUUGGAAGGCUCGCAACCUUAACCUCCGCCUGCCACACGAUACUGCACAUCUUUUCAUGAAUAAGACAUUAAGAGGAAUGAGUGGUUUAGGCCUUGUUCAAGGAAUGUGUAGACCAGAACAUAGUUGUGCAAUUAUUACUUUUACAGGACAACCAUUGAACGAUAUUGGACUUGCAUUGGCUCAUCAUAUAGGUCAUAAUUUGGGUAUGUUUCAUGAUUAUAAGUUCUGUACGUGUGGACAAACUAAAUGUAUAAUGAGUCCUGGUAACCCAACAACAACUAAAUUUAGCAAUUGUAGUUAUGCUUAUUUAUGGGAUGAUUCUAUAGUUCAAACAACGUGUUUGCUCUACACUAUACACACAAGUGACAUAUUUAACCGGCAACGUUGUGGGAAUGGUGUUGUUGACAAAAAUGAGGAGUGUGACUGUGGACUUUUGCAGCAAUGUGCAAAAGAUGCCUGUUGUCUGUCAAACUGCACUUUGAGUUUUGGGUCUAGUUGUGCUUAUGGGCUUUGUUGCAAGGACUGUCAGUUCUUGCCAGCAGGGAAACUAUGUAGAAAGGAGAUCAAUGAAUGUGAUCUUCCAGAAUGGUGCAAUGGAACAUUCCAUAUGUGCCCAGAUGAUGUAUAUGUGGAAGAUGGAAUUCCCUGUAAUGAGAGUGCCUACUGCUAUGAAAAGAGAUGUAAUGACCGCAAUUUACAAUGUAAGCAGAUUUUUGGCCAAAAGGCACAGAAUGCAAAUUACCAGUGCUACAAACAAAUAAACACUCUAGGUGACCGUUCUGGUCACUGCGGUACUCAAAACUUUUCAUAUGUGAAAUGUAAUAUCUCAGAUAUUUUGUGUGGGAGGAUUCAGUGUGAGAAUGUAACUAAAAUCCCCCUUCUAAUAGAUCAUUCUACUGUACAUUGGACUUACUACAAUGAUGUUAAUUGCUGGGGUACCGAUUACCACAUUGGGAUGACCAUACCUGAUAUAGGUGCAGUGAAAGAUGGCACAGAGUGUGGUGAAGAACAUGUCUGCAUCCAUAAAAAGUGUGUCCAUAUAUCUUACUUGGAUAGUAAUUGUUCACCUACAUUCUGUAAUCAGAGGGGGAUCUGCAACAAUAAACAUCAUUGCCAUUGCAACUAUUUGUGGGACCCUCCCAACUGCCUAAUAAGAGGCCAUGGAGGUAGUAUUGACAGUGGUCCACCCCCUAGAAGAAAGAAGAUAAAGAAGAUUUAUGUGUUAAUGUUUUCACUUAUUUGGUUGUUAAUUUUAUUAUGUUGUCUUUUUUAUCUUUGCAUGAAGAAAAAACCUAAGCAAAAAGAGCAAAUUUCUCAGUCUGAAUCUGAAAUGAAGAAUGUGGUUCAGACACCAGAAUCAAAAGCACAACCAAAUAUUCCAAUUUCACAACGGAAACCCUCACAGAAUAUUCCAAUUCCGCAACAGAAACCCUCACAGAAUAUUCCAAUUCCACAACGGAAACCCUCACAACCUCUUCUGACUCAACCUGCAAGACGAGGUCCAAAAUUUUAG
Molecule: messenger RNA, 2325 nt
Organism: Molossus molossus (Pallas's mastiff bat)
Lineage: Eukaryota; Metazoa; Chordata; Mammalia; Chiroptera; Molossidae
Product: disintegrin and metalloproteinase domain-containing protein 29-like
Exons: 1
Coding region: 1-2325 (774 amino acids)
Biological process (GO): male gonad development; proteolysis
Cellular component (GO): sperm head plasma membrane; plasma membrane; external side of plasma membrane
Molecular function (GO): metalloendopeptidase activity
Source: RefSeq, a predicted model, not a curated record